Molecule: messenger RNA, 1902 nt
Organism: Saimiri boliviensis boliviensis (Bolivian squirrel monkey)
Lineage: Eukaryota; Metazoa; Chordata; Mammalia; Primates; Cebidae
Gene: TEFM
Product: transcription elongation factor, mitochondrial
Biological process (GO): transcription elongation by mitochondrial RNA polymerase; mitochondrial transcription
Cellular component (GO): mitochondrial nucleoid
Molecular function (GO): nucleic acid binding; DNA polymerase processivity factor activity
Source: RefSeq, a predicted model, not a curated record
CUUCUCGGUGGAAUACCGCUCCAGCGCCAAAGCCCUCUCCUCCUCCCUCGCCCUUUCCUAAUCGCUUGCCCGCCUUGUUCACCAGCUGAGCUCCUGAAACACUUCGCAUCUCUCACCGUUAUUCCAGUCUAUCUGCUGAAACGGUUAUUUGAGUAUCUUGUCAACGCUGUCCCCACCGGAUGCCGCUCCCGGCGCCCCAGGCUAGGCUCCAAUAGGACGUCCUCAAUCUAAGUGUCUUGGAGAAACAUAGGGAGUCUCUAUGAAGAACGACGAAAAGGGACCGUGCCCACUACAGACUAAAACUAGCCUCUGAAUUGCCAUCCUGCAGAUUCGGCCCAGUGGCUUUCAGGAAUCGAACGUUUCCCCAGUGCAGUGGAAGAAGUCUGCGGGCCAGGCAGGGUCUCCAGAUCCGGUGACAGGGCCUCGGCAGGGGCCCGCCGGAAGCCCACAGCCCGGACGCGGCCGACCUACUGCUCAGCCGGACACACCUCGGGCCUUGCCCCAGAAGGCCGCUUCGACACGAACUUUUCCGCCGAGUGCAGGCCGGGCGCUUUUGGGCGCAGCACGCAGGAACCGGAAGUCAAUGGAGGAAGACCGGCGCUACCGAUUCCUUUUGGAGAUGGGAGUCCCUAGCCUCUUCUUGGAGGGAGGGAGGUGGAGAUGCUUUCUGGCCCCAUCGAGGUCAUCCCUGUCCCAGGCCUUACAUAAUUCCUGCUGUCGGAAAAAAUCCACUGCACCUAAGAAAAUGAUUUCUGAUGUUACUUUUUGUGAUGAAAAUGCAGAAGAGCCUGAAAAUGCAGUUGACAAGCACUUCUCUUCAGAACAGCAGGCUUCCAUCUUGCAUGUGUUGAAUACAGCAUCUACUGAAGAACUUGAAGCUUUCAGAUUGCUUCGUGGAAGAAGGUCCAUCAAUAUCAUAAAGCACAGACAAAACUUUGGGCCAUUUCAGAAUUUGGAGAGUUUAAUGAAUGUGCCCUUGUUUCAGUAUAAAAAUAUAGUUCAAGUAUGUAACUCCAUACUUUGUUCAAAGACUGGAGGGGAUAAAAGAAAGUUACCAGAAAAUCGGUUCUUGAGAAAACUCCUCAAACCAGACAUAGAAAGAGAAAGACUUAAGGCAGCUAAUAGCAUCGUAUCUAUUGUUUCUGGUACUCGAAGAAUUGCCUGGGCUCACCUUGAUCGCAAAUUGACCGUGCUGGACUGGCAGCAAAGUGAUCGUUGGAGAUCAAUGAAGGAAACUACAUACUCAUCAUCUGUCUAUUUAGAAGAGAUUUCUUCAAUCAUUUCAAAGAUGCCUAAAGCAGAUUUCUAUGUUCUGGAAAAAAGAGCACUUUCCAUUCAAAACUCAUCUAUGUUUCCUAUACUGUUACAUUUUCAAAUCGUGGAAGCCAUGCUGUAUGCCUUAUUAAAUAAAACUUUUGCCCAGGAUGGGCAGCAUCAGGUGCUGAGCAUGCAUCGAAAUGCAGUGGGGAAGCAUUUUGAACUGAUGAUUGGUGACUUCAGGACUAGUGGAAAAGAACUAGUGAAGCAGUUCCUCUCUGAUUCUGUACUGAAGGCGGAUCCUCGGGUGUUCUUCCCAUCAGAUAAAAUAGUCCACUACAGACAGAUGUUUUUAUCUAGUGAACCACGAAGAGUAGAAGAGCUUUAUGAUUCAUUAUUACAAGCUGUUGCCUUCUAUGAAUUAGCAGUGUUUGACUCUGAGCCUUAGAAUUCUGAGGUUAAUGUGCUAAAGUCAUAUUAAUUUAUACUUAUUAGCUCUAAUGUAAAACCAACUGUUUUGAACAUACAUGUUACUGGAAAAGAACAUAUUUUGAGUGUAUUUUAGAUGUUUAAAUUCUGAUUUUUGGCUACUAAAUGGUCUACACAAUAAGCCAAGACCAAAUCAAUAAACAUUUUAUGAGAUUC